AUGGCCGUUUGGGGCGAGUGCAGGAGCUGCUUAGCGCCGGGCCUGCUGAAACACCAACUGGCCAUCGUCACCGGAGGGGCCACGGGUAUCGGAAAGGCCAUCGCCACGGAGCUGCUGCACCUGGGGUGUAAUGUGGUCAUUGCAUCUCGUAACUUUGAUAGAUUAAAAUCUGUUGCAACAGAACUCAAGGCCAGCCUGCCCUCCAACAACCAGGCUCAGGUUACUCCCAUAAAAUGCAACAUCCGCAAGGAAGAGGAGGUGGAGAAUUUGGUCAAAUCUACCUUAGAUGUUUACGGUAAGAUCAAUUUUUUGGUAAACAAUGGAGGAGGCCAGUUCACGUCUCCUGCAGAAAACAUCAGUGCAAAGGGAUGGCAUGCUGUGAUUGAGACCAAUCUGACGGGCACCUUCUACAUGUGCAAAGCAGUUUACAACUCCUGGAUGAAAGAGCACGGAGGAUCUAUUGUCAAUAUUAUUAUCCUUACUAGAAACGGAUUUCCAGGAUUUGUGCAUUCUGGAGCCGCUAGAGCAGGGGUUUACAACCUCACCAAGUCCUUGGCUGUGGAAUGGGCUAGCAGUGGAGUAAGGAUCAACUGUGUUGCCCCUGGAGUCAUUUAUUCCCCGACUGCUGUUGAAAACUAUGGUCCGUUGGGAAAAAACUUAUUUGAAGGGUUCUUUAAGAGAAUCCCAGCUAAGCGAAUUGGAGUUCCUGAGGAGGUAAUGUAUAUUUCUAACAUUGAUUCCAAUUGCUUUCUUUUAUACUUUGUAAUACGGUGACAUCUGGUGUCCUUUUUACACAAUCUGAUAGAUGAUAGAGGCUGACAGAGAUGAGUGGUCCUAUUACCACCAGCCCAUUUCCUCUACACUUUCUGGCUCUGUGCCUUACACACUCACAGCUCUCUUUAUCCAGAACUGAAUGCAGUGUGAAUGAAGAACAGCCUGGUUUUAUGUCAUUGCACUUUUCAGCUAUGUUAUUUUAUCACAUGGCCUUUGUUGGUAUUCGGGACCCUAAGCCAAGUCAGGUGAAGUUCCGUACUUCACCUCCAGAACUAUGUGAAGUUCCAUACUUGGUUUCUGGAAGGUGACCAGAUUUAAGUAUAUAGAAAUCAGUAGCUUUCUUAAAGGCCAGCAGUAUCAGUCUUAAAAUACAAUGGAAAAAGGAUAUUGUUUCUAUAAUAAUAA
Molecule: messenger RNA, 1179 nt
Organism: Lontra canadensis (Northern American river otter)
Lineage: Eukaryota; Metazoa; Chordata; Mammalia; Carnivora; Mustelidae
Gene: PECR
Product: peroxisomal trans-2-enoyl-CoA reductase
Exons: 6
Coding region: 1-774 (257 amino acids)
Biological process (GO): phytol metabolic process
Cellular component (GO): peroxisome
Molecular function (GO): trans-2-enoyl-CoA reductase (NADPH) activity
Source: RefSeq, a predicted model, not a curated record